AUGCUUGAUGGGGGACUCUGCCUUCUGCAGCCGGUCACGGAGGCCCCAGCAGCAGCAGCAGCAGCAGCAGCAGCAGCAGCAGCAGCAGCAGCAGGCCGCGUGCUGCAGCAGCUGAAACCCCACAGCAAAGCCAUUGUUGGCUGCGAGUUUUCCUUUGAAGGAGACAGACUCGCAAGUGUCUCCAGAGAUGGAUCUGUUGCAGUGUACCUACAGCAGCAAGACUCCCCAGACUCCUUUGAACUUGUCUUCCAUUACAAUCUCCCGAACAGCGUUUGCAGCUGUCUUUGCUUCUUCCCCAGCAGCAGCAGCAGCAGCAGCAGCAGCAGCAGCAGCAGCAGCAGCAGCAGCAGCAGGUGCAGCAGCAGCAAAGUUGCCAUUGCGCUGCACGAGUCCUCUGUAAUUGCUGCCUUCGAUGUCGUGGAGCUGCAGCGAGCUGCUGAGGUUUUUUUCAUAGACGAUUUGGGCUGCUACGCGCAGCAGCAGCAGCAGAAGCAGCACCAGCUGCUGCAGCAGCAGCUGCAGCAGCAGCAGCAGCAGCAGAAGUGUGGGGUCUCCGUGCUGCGCAUGGUCUGCGAAAGACGAAAGGGCUGGCUCUGCGCCUGCCUCAGCACUGGCAUAGUAAUAAUAUUCUCCGUAAAGACCCAGAGACAAGUGCUGCGGCUGCAUGUGCCGGACGUGGACUUCUACUCAACGCCUGCGAUGGCCCUCAGCCCCGAAGGCCGUUACCUUUAUGUGUCGACUCAGCGGGUUGGCGGAGCUGAAAUCAUAGCUUAUACGCUGCCCGAAGCAGCAGCAGCAGAAGCAGCAGCAGCAGCAGCAAGAGAGCCUGCUGUGGUAACUGCAUCUGCUGCUGCUGCAGUGCUGCGAGGGCCCCUGCAGCAAAUCAAAGGCCUCGCCUGCCACAGCAACUUGCGCAUGCUAGCUGCUGUGGGGCUGGACAAAGCAGUAUACCUCUUCUCCUAA
Eimeria necatrix is the source of this 963-nucleotide messenger RNA. RefSeq lists its product as hypothetical. Gene Ontology annotation, cellular component: nucleus. The transcript is spliced from 5 exons. Gene Ontology annotation, biological process: regulation of transcription by RNA polymerase II. Gene Ontology annotation, molecular function: protein binding; transcription cis-regulatory region binding. The record is from RefSeq and is a predicted model, not a curated record. Bases 1 to 963 code for a protein of 320 amino acids. NCBI's taxonomy places the organism in Eukaryota, Apicomplexa, Conoidasida, Eucoccidiorida, Eimeriidae.